AUGGCCAAGGUGCCAUCCGGUCGCCCUAGCCCGCGUAAACUAGUGAUAGUUGGUGACGGGGCCUGCGGUAAAACCUGCCUUCUUAUGCGCUUCACCAAGGACGAUUUCGACCCUAACGGAUACAUCCCCACCGUCUUCGAUAACUACGUCGCAGACGUGACCCUUCCCGAUGGGACCGAAAUCGAGCUCGCGCUCUGGGAUACCGCCGGCCAGGAAGACUAUGACCGGCUGCGGCCACUUUCAUAUCCCGAUUCUCACGUGAUAUUGAUUGCAAUCUCGAUUGAUUCGCCAGACUCGCUGCAGAAUGUUUACGACAAGUGGAUCCAGGAGGUAACGCAUUUUUGUCAAGGAUUGCCGUUCUUGUUGGUGGGGUGCAAGAAGGACCUGAGGCAAGAUGAGAUUGCAAAGAAGGAUAUAAGAGAAAAGACGGGGAGGGAUCUGCUGGGGGUUGAGGAUGGUCAAAGGGCGGCAAGGGAGUUGGGCAUGAAAGGGUAUUGGGAGUGUUCGGCGAAGACGGGUGAGGGGGUUAAGACCGUGUUUGAAGAAGCGACGAAGAUCUCUUUGGAUGCGCCCAAGCUGGGCUCGAGGUGUCGGAGGGGAACGUGUGUUAUUGUGUAA
Molecule: messenger RNA, 618 nt
Organism: Morchella sextelata
Lineage: Eukaryota; Fungi; Ascomycota; Pezizomycetes; Pezizales; Morchellaceae
Exons: 1
Coding region: 1-618 (205 amino acids)
Biological process (GO): small GTPase-mediated signal transduction
Molecular function (GO): GTP binding; GTPase activity
Source: RefSeq, a predicted model, not a curated record